AUGGAAACCGUGACGGUUGUUGUCGAGUGGUGCCUGUGGCACUCCCUGUUCGUGUUGAAGAUUGUGUGGUGGGUGCUGCGCAACCACUGGCCGGCCGUGUUGCUGGUGCUGAUUGGUGCGGUGGGCGGCGUGAUCACGAGACCCUUGUGGAGCAUUGCGGGGCGAUUGAUCGGGGCCGCGUUCCGCUUUGUGUUCAAGUGGCUGACUCUGUUGAAGGUAUGCGUAAGACGGUACCGUCGCUUCGUGAACGGUCCAUCUGUGCAAGGCAGACCGUCCGCGGAGCGUCGAUGGAAGGCGUUUGAAGCAAUAUGGGCCACGCCCAUGGUGGUGCUCGAGGCCCGAGGUGAACAUAAGGAUGGCUUAGGCUGGCUACUGUACAAGUGGCUGGAUGCUUACCACGCUCUGCGGUGUGUGUUCCUGCCCGACGUGCUCGAGCUGGGUGGCGAGUCUACCGUGAAGUACUGGCGCGGAUCGAGGGCCGAGUGUCGGCGCUCGGUCGACCGUGCCUGCUGUGUGGACCGUGGAUUGGGGGCGUUCCUAACACUAGCGACGUAUGCCGCGUUCUACACUGUCAUCUACGUGUAUGACUUGGCCGAGAAAGCGUGCCAAGGAACGGUGGGUGUGGGCGUGCUACGCCUGGCCCUGAACUACAUGUUGGCGGACGGUGGGCUGACUGCCGACGGUGGGUUGAGCCCUGAUGCAGUCGUGAUGCAGUGGAGCUGCGUGGUGGCGGCGUCGGGAGUGCGUUCACCUGCGAAGAUGGCGGAGGAGAGCUACGCCGACUGGCUCCGUGACGUCGAGGAAUUGCAGCAAGCCGAACGCCUGAGUGAAGCAUUCUGGUGUGCGGACGGGUGCGUCGGAAAACCGAAGCCGGUGCGUACCCUGAGCGGGCUGAGGGCGGAGCAGCGUGCCCUGCGCGCGAAGACGAAGACGACCAAGGAGGAAGAGGACGCUCGACGAGGACGUCGAGUCUCAGUCGGGGAGGAUGUCCCGAGUGGGAACGGUGGUCACCGUCUCGGGUACGGUCGUAGCCGUCCUCCGGCAGCCAGUCAAUCAGCGCGUGGACUGCUACUCGAGGAUCAGCUGUUCGAGGAUCAGCUGACUGAGCAGUCAUCGGACUUUAGCGAGGAUUAG
Molecule: messenger RNA, 1134 nt
Organism: Phytophthora sojae
Lineage: Eukaryota; Oomycota; Peronosporomycetes; Peronosporales; Peronosporaceae
Exons: 1
Coding region: 1-1134 (377 amino acids)
Source: RefSeq, a predicted model, not a curated record